Messenger RNA from Aspergillus caelatus, 2034 nucleotides. RefSeq names its product chromatin structure-remodeling complex subunit RSC7. NCBI's taxonomy places the organism in Eukaryota, Fungi, Ascomycota, Eurotiomycetes, Eurotiales, Aspergillaceae. The transcript has 3 exons. Gene Ontology annotation, molecular function: chromatin DNA binding. Gene Ontology annotation, cellular component: nucleus. The record is from RefSeq and is a predicted model, not a curated record. The coding region runs from base 32 to 1738 and encodes 568 amino acids.
UCGUUCCCCACUCCGAACAGCUGCUGUCGCGAUGGCGAGGAAGCUUAGAGCGGCUGCACAGGCAGCACAACAGUCGCUGAGAAAUGCUCCUCCUCCGCUCCCCGAUGCCUCCGAUGAGGAAAUGGCUGAAGCGCCCCCGUCGCGCGGGUCUUCUCCCGCCAUAGAAGAUCCAGGUGAUGCGUCCGAUAAGGAUCCCGAUGUUGUCCCCGAACCCGACCCGCCACAGGAAGACGAGCCUGCCGCAGUCACCAAUCCUCCAUCGCGCGGCGAUACCCCAACCCGUGGCCGUGUGUCCGCCAUCCCGCGAAAACGACGUAUCGGCCGUCCUCCGAAGAACCGCCCCCCAGACUGGGAUCUGCCUGACGACGGUACGGCGCCGCCGCCGAUUCAUGUAAGCACGCCCGUGAAGAGGAGACGCGGUCGCCCUGCAGCUAGUGGCGGACGAUGGGCUCGGAAUCGGGGACCGUCGCAUGUAACUCAGGUGCCAAUUGAUAAGGAGGGGAAUAUGAUGGACGUCAUUGAUGAUGAAGUGGCCCUGCCAGAUGACCCUGAGGGUGAGACCAAAGUCGACAAGAACGGCGUUUUGAAGGGCGACCGAGAGUAUCGAGUUCGUACGUUCACGAUUCUUAAUCGUGGUGAGAAGCAUUACAUGUUGUCGACAGAGCCAGCCCGAUGUAUCGGGUUCAGGGACUCCUACCUGUUUUUUCAGAAACACAAGCUCCUUUACAAGAUUAUCAUUGAUGACGACGCUAAGCGUGAUCUUAUUGAAAGAGAGAUCAUCCCUCAUUCGUAUAAGGGUCGAGCCAUUGGUGUGGUAACCGCUCGGUCCGUGUUUAGGGAAUUUGGCGCCAAAAUCAUCGUUGGUGGCAGGAAGGUUGUUGAUGACUACAACGUCAAGGCAGCCAGGGAACGGGGGGAUGUGGAAGGUGAACUCGCAGUGCCGGAGGAUAAGCUCCCCCCUCCGGGAGAGCCAUAUAACAAGAAUCAGUAUGUGGCGUGGCACGGAGCUAGUAGCGUCUAUCACACGCAGGCACCAUCGGUUCCUCUGCCUACUGGCAAGGCUGUCGAUUCUAAGAAACGGAAAGUGACUGUCACUGGCGAUAACUGGAUGCUUGAACAUGCCCGAGAAGCUAGCCAUUACAACUCAAUACUUUCGAACGUACGUCGCGAAAACCUUGGAGGUGUGUACGAUAUUCAUACAAAUGCUAUGCAAUACCCCAAAAUCAUGCAGCCCUCACACGCUCGUUGGGAGCGUCUACCACCUCCGGAUCCUCGAGUAGCGACCAAGUUGACCAAGGAAAUGUCGACUUUGAGUCUCACCAAUGGAGCUGAAGAGGAGGAACCAACUACUGAAAGUGACGCUCAAGAUGAGAAGACCGCCGAGGAAACGAGCAACAAAACGAGCAACGACUCUAUUUUCUCAACAAUUCCCUAUGCGUUUUCUCGUCGUUUCGCCAUCCACGAUGUUCAUUACGAAAGCCCACCGUAUUCCAAUAUGGGCAUUCCCGGGCCUGACGGUGACGUGCAUGAUCUCGGCUCAAACGGUAUCAUCAGCACUGCAAAUCUAUCAUAUCCUGAAUUCGUGAGUCCCGAAAUUCUGGCAGAACUACCUGCGGACUGCAAGGAAGCUCUUGUCGAGGCCGCUGCGCGCGAGUGGGAAUGGAAGUCCAUGUGGCAUAGUGAGGUGGGCGACGGUGCUCGCACGACCCCGCUCAAGAGUUAUGCCUGGUUUCCCUGACCUGGUCGUGGUCUUCCGGCUUGUCGAUUAAAUCCUUGAAGGACGGCCUCGGGACGUGCUGUUUAAUUUCUUUCUAUGUAUGACACGUUGUGCUUGGGUUGGACCGGUUUUUAUGGUUGGCAUGAGAAAAUGGGAGUUCUUCUGCGUUUGCUUCGGCGGUGUAUUAUGUUCCAAUGUUUUUUCAAUUAAUGUCUCUUCCCCGAUACCUCAGAGACAGUCGCAGGCAGGCUUGCCUUUAUAUGGAUGUCAUCUUAAUGGCAGGUUAGACAAUUCAAUCAAUUUUUUUCCAAGUGGCA